AUGUCGUCAAGACAGCCACACGCUGCCGUCAGGGACGAAAACUGCCCAACCGACGAGGAAGAGCAUCCACCUCCUGUCGAGGCCAACAGCAUGAACUCUCGAGCUCAGGUCGACUUGAUCGAUAUGCAGAGCCAGCCAGAUGGGAAAACAUCGUUCAUUCUGAAACUAUCAGGAUCACUUGACGAAGAUGGUGUCUUCGGGCUCUACAGACGAAAACUGCUGAAGAGGUUGCUUUCUACCUCGUUGAUAUAUUCUGUGACAAAGGAGGCCCCAUAUCCUGCACUUGUCAAGGAAGUUCUGAUGAUGUGGCCAGAGUGCAAGAUGGUUCACGGCAAACCCCGACAUUCCCAAUCGCAGGGGUCCGAUGGAACGUGCCAACAGGGAUAUAGAAGCAAUUCUCGCAUGUUGGAUGAAGGACACAACUCUACACAAUGGUCACAGGGACUGCGCUUUGUCCAGAAGAAGAAAAAUACCCGCUUUCACUCCGGAAUUGGAAGGACACCAUAUGAGGCCAUGUAUGGACAGAAGGCUCGUCUUGGUGUUGACGCAACUUCUGUACCAGAGGAAGUCCUGGACGGUAUGCAGACGGAGGAGCAGCUUGCAGAGGCACUAGGUGUUGUCAAUGAGGUCACAGAUACAGGAAGAGACAGGUGUUGA
Macrobrachium nipponense is the source of this 657-nucleotide messenger RNA. Its product is annotated as KRAB-A domain-containing protein 2-like. The record is from RefSeq and is a predicted model, not a curated record. The transcript has 4 exons. Gene Ontology annotation, molecular function: nucleic acid binding. Lineage: Eukaryota; Metazoa; Arthropoda; Malacostraca; Decapoda; Palaemonidae. The coding region runs from base 1 to 657 and encodes 218 amino acids.